CGGUGUGAAGCACUUCGAAAAAUCUUGAAAGCAUACCUCAGAAAAAAAUUGCGAGAGGAGACCCAGGCACUGGCAUGAACAAAAUCGUCGCUUUGGUUUUACUUUUCCCUGUGCUGUUCUUUGUCUGCGAAGGAGCAGGUGACCCUUGCUGUGCGGAACCAUGUCAAAACAGGGGUGUCUGCACAUCGCGAGGUGCGGACGCAUAUGAAUGCGACUGCACAAGAACUGGAUAUUAUGGACAGAACUGCACCACCCCCGAAUUUUUCACAUGGCUAAAAGUCACGCUGAAGCCGAGUCCGAACACCAUACAUUACCUGCUGACGCAUUUCGAAGGAGUUUGGAACAUCAUCAACAACAUCUCCUUCCUCCGAGAUGCUAUCAUGCGUUAUGUAUUGACGUCUCGGUCACAUUUAAUCGACAGCCCCCCGACCUACAACGUCGAUUACAGUUAUAAAAGCUGGGAGGCAUACUCAAAUCUCACAUAUUACACGCGAACACUUCCACCAGUAUCUAAGGAUUGCCCAACACCAAUGGGAGUGUCAGGGGGCAGGGCCCUUCCUGAUGCUAAGCUGGUGGUGGAGAAGGUGCUGCUGAGGAAACGCUUCAUUCCAGAUCCGCAGGGGUCCAGCCUCAUGUUCGCGUUCUUCGCCCAGCAUUUCACCCACCAGUUCUUCAAGACGGAUAUGAAGAAGGGGCCAGCCUUCACUAGAGGUCUGGGACACGGGGUGGACCUCAGCCACAUCUAUGGAGAGACCCUGGAAAGGCAGCACAGACUGAGGCUCUUCAAAGAUGGCAAGCUGAAGCAUCAGGUCGUGGACGGGGAGGUGUACCCCCCAACGGUGGAGCAGGUUGGAGUGGAGAUGCACUACCCCCCCAACGUCCCUGCGGAGCACCGCCUCGCAGUGGGCCACGAGGCCUUCGGCCUGGUGCCAGGCCUCAUGAUGUACGCCACCAUCUGGCUGCGCGAGCACAACCGCGUCUGCGACGUGCUGAAGCAGGAACACCCCGACUGGGACGACGAGCGCCUUUUCCAGACCACCCGCCUCAUCCUGAUCGGUGAGACCAUCAAAAUUGUCAUCGAGGACUACGUGCAGCACCUGAGUGGCUACCACUUCAAGCUGAAGUUCGACCCGGAGCUGCUGUUCAACCAGCGCUUCCAGUACCAGAACCGGAUCGCGUCCGAGUUCAACACGCUUUAUCACUGGCACCCUCUGAUGCCCGACAACUUCCACAUCCAGGACCAGGUCUACAGCUACCCGCAGUUCGUCUUCAAUAACUCCCUGGUCAUGGAGCAUGGCAUCAGCAAUCUGGUGGAGUCCUUCACCAAGCAGGUUGCUGGCAGGGUUGCUGGUGGCCAGAAUCUUCCUCCUGCCGUCGUGAAGGUGGCGGCGAACACCAUUGAGCACAGCCGGCAGAUGCGUUACCAGUCGCUGAAUGCAUACCGGAAACGGUUUGCCAUGAGGCCAUACAGCUCCUUCCAAGACCUGACAGGUGAGACAGAGCUGGCAGCUGUGCUGGAGGACCUCUAUGGUGACAUUGACGCGGUGGAACUGUACCCGGGCCUGCUGGUGGAGAAGCCCAGGGCCAAUGCCGUCUUCGGGGAGACCAUGGUGGAAAUGGGGGCCCCGUACUCGCUGAAAGGGCUGAUGGGAAACCCCAUCUGCUCCCCUGAGUACUGGAUGCCCAGCACCUUUGGCGGGAAGGUGGGCUUCGAAAUCGUUAACACCGCCUCCCUGAAGAACCUGGUGUGCCGCAACGUGCGGGGACCUUGCCCAAUGGUGUCCUUCCAUGUGCCUGACGUGAAGGAUGCGGGUACGGCCACCAUCAAUGCAAGCACGGCAGAUGCAGGCCAGGGUGAGGUGAACCCCACCAUCCUACUAAAAGAAAGGACUUCUGAGCUGUAAUCAGCCACACCACUAAAGGGGAGGCUGCAGUCCUCUCUCAAACAUGUUUAUUUAUUUGGACUUCUUAUUUAUUUUUAUUUAUUUAUUUAUGACUUUCAUGAUUCUCUGUUGAUUGUAUUUUUCCAUGGCCGUGAAUUAGAGAGGUGCACUGUUACUUAUAUAAACUUUU
This is a messenger RNA of Megalops cyprinoides (Indo-Pacific tarpon), 2073 nucleotides long. It is a transcript of the gene ptgs2a, whose product is annotated as prostaglandin-endoperoxide synthase 2a. The transcript is spliced from 10 exons. Gene Ontology annotation, biological process: cyclooxygenase pathway; response to oxidative stress. NCBI's taxonomy places the organism in Eukaryota, Metazoa, Chordata, Actinopteri, Elopiformes, Megalopidae. Gene Ontology annotation, molecular function: oxidoreductase activity, acting on single donors with incorporation of molecular oxygen, incorporation of two atoms of oxygen; heme binding; prostaglandin-endoperoxide synthase activity. The record is from RefSeq and is a predicted model, not a curated record. The coding region runs from base 75 to 1904 and encodes 609 amino acids. Gene Ontology annotation, cellular component: cytoplasm; neuron projection.